This is a messenger RNA of Siniperca chuatsi (mandarin fish), 1578 nucleotides long. RefSeq names its product myosin light chain, phosphorylatable, fast skeletal muscle a (gene mylpfa). Gene Ontology annotation, molecular function: calcium ion binding. Gene Ontology annotation, biological process: skeletal muscle tissue development. Bases 16 to 819 code for a protein of 267 amino acids. Gene Ontology annotation, cellular component: cytoplasm. NCBI's taxonomy places the organism in Eukaryota, Metazoa, Chordata, Actinopteri, Centrarchiformes, Sinipercidae. The transcript has 8 exons. The record is from RefSeq and is a predicted model, not a curated record.
CCUCUAUGCAGGCAGAUGGAGGUGGACAGAAGGAGGGUGGAGAGACAGUGUCCAGUGGUCAAACGAGCAUCUAUGUCCCGAAUGUCCUUAUUAGUCCACGUGGGACUGCAGACCUGCAGCAUGGUCCCUCAGCUAUCAGGUUUACUUAAUUCCAAGACUCCUGGGUCUAUUUCUGAUCUCCAGCUGUGGCUAAAGUUAGACUGGCCUGUGGAGGGGUAUAUAAGCCCCCGGGGAUAUACGUAUAACGCGGCUUCACACUGUCUUCUCCUUCUUGAUCAUCCAAACCUCCACUCAUACCGUCUCAAGAUGGCACCAAAGAAGGCCAAGAGGAGGCAGGCAGCAGGAGACAGUGGCUCCUCCAACGUGUUCUCCAUGUUUGAGCAGAGCCAGAUUCAGGAGUACAAAGAGGCUUUCACAAUCAUUGACCAGAACAGAGAUGGUAUCAUCAGCAAAGAUGACCUUAGGGACGUGCUGGCUUCAAUGGGCCAACUGAACACAAAGAACGAGGAGCUGGAGGCCAUGAUCAAGGAGGCCAGCGGCCCCAUCAACUUCACCGUCUUCCUCACCAUGUUUGGAGAGAAGCUGAAGGGUGCUGACCCCGAGGACGUUAUUCUUAGCGCUUUCAAGGUCCUGGACCCCGAGGGUACUGGAACUAUCAAGAAGCAAUUCCUCGAGGAGCUCCUGACCACUCAGUGCGACAGGUUCUCCAAGGAGGAGAUUAAGAACAUGUGGGCCGCCUUCCCCCCAGAUGUUGCCGGCAACGUAGACUACAAGAACAUCUGCUAUGUCAUCACACACGGAGAGGAGAAGGAGGAGUAAAGAGAAAGCUAGAAGACAAGAAAGACAGCAAUCCCUUUGCUAUUCUGCCUUCCCUGCCCUUUUCUUUCCUCCUCUUCCUCCCCGCUCACUUUUUGUGUAAACCCAUGUGCUCAGCCGAUCACGUUCAAACCAAAGACUUGUUACACUGACACCUGAGGAUGCCCAUGGGAUGUCUAUGUUUGCUUAUGGGGAAUAGGGGUGAUUUUCAAUAAAAAUUAUCCUAUAACAUAAUUUUCAUCCACAAGCUUUUCUCAAAAACCUUUUCUUUCCUUGCAACCAUCUUCUGUCUUCUCACCUCUAUAUCUCUGUCUGCCCUGUCACUUCAGCUUCUGAGGUAUUUGUGUGAAUGAAAUGUGUCCCUCUGCUUCCCUCAGUAUCUGAGGAGAAGACAGAUUUACUAUUGGGGGGGGGCACACACAAAAUGUGAGGACCUCAUUCCAAAUUUUGAAGAUGUCCUCUUGGGUGGAAGAGGUGAGAGACGGGAGGGCAUUUGCAGGUUAGAGAGGAAAAAGUUGCCUCCUUAAAGUGAUGACAACUUUUUUCCUUGAAAAGUGAAAAAAAAAAUGACUGAAGGAGAGGAGAGAAAGGGCCGAAAGAAAACAUUCAAGUCUUCGAUUUCUUUCCCUCCACUCCUUCCUGCACCCAUUAAAUCAUCUUUUUUUUCCAUAAGCUGUGUGUUCAGUGACUGGACUCUUCCUCACUUUUCCUCUGUAAUGAAUAAAAGGGACAAACUGUGAAUAAAAUCUCUUUCCUUUUGUA